Molecule: messenger RNA, 1651 nt
Organism: Salvelinus sp. IW2-2015
Lineage: Eukaryota; Metazoa; Chordata; Actinopteri; Salmoniformes; Salmonidae
Product: oocyte zinc finger protein XlCOF6.1
Biological process (GO): regulation of transcription by RNA polymerase II
Cellular component (GO): nucleoplasm
Molecular function (GO): RNA polymerase II cis-regulatory region sequence-specific DNA binding; DNA-binding transcription repressor activity, RNA polymerase II-specific
Source: RefSeq, a predicted model, not a curated record
AACACGGAUGUAGAACUAGGAGAGGGAGUUUAUUUUUUAAUAUUCCUUCCUCGUAGACGAAUUGUAGACUAGAUAGGUGAAUACAACCUGAGAGGAACAGGCUCUUUUGACAAUAAUAAUACCACAAGUCUUCUAAGCAUGUCUAAAUUACAGUCUUUGAAUUCGUUUCUUUCUGAGUGUUUGACGGCGGCGACAGUGGAGAUUUUGGGGGCAGUUGAGAAAGUCGUAGCUGAGUACCAGGAGGAGAUCUCACGAUCUAAAGAGGAGAAUGAUCGUCUACGGAAACUAUUUGGGAUUACACCGGGUAUAAAACUAUGUACAACAGACUCCCAGCAGCUCUCUCUCCCUGUAUCUGAAGAGGAGUUUCCCCCCGAGCAAAAACACUGUGAGCAGGAGUGGUGCCCUAGUCUGGGACAAGAGGAACCAGGGCGCAUACUGAUUAAAGAGGAACUGAGGACCAGCCAGGAGGAAGAGCAGUUUCAAGGGCCGGAGGGUAAUACCAUAGAGUUUAUAUUUAGUUCUCCCUGUGUGAAAAGUGAAUGGGAUCAGGAAGCCAUCAGCCACUGCUCAGCUGUAAUUAGUGACCAAGUUAACAGUCCACCAUUGGAUCCCGAACCACCAUUGGGGGCAUACUGUUCUAAACUCAGCACCAUGUCUAAAAAAUCUCACUGCUGCUGUGACUGCGGCAAAGUAUUUGCUCUAAAAGCUGACCUUCAGAGGCAUGUGACUCUCGCCAGGGAAAGACCCAUUGAAUGCCCCCACAACUCCACCAGUAAACUGAAGGCCCAUGUCCCACUCUGUCACGGUGGGAACCCCUGCCUUGUUUGUGGCAAGACCUUUAAAAACAGAGCACAUCUAUCCCAGCACAUGAGGAUUCAUACACGGGACAGGCCAUUUAGCUGUGGUGACUGUGGAAAAUGCUUCUAUAGCAAGGGGCUGCUGAAUGUGCAUAUACAGACUCAUAAAGGAGAGAAACCAUUUAGCUGUGGAUACUGCGGGAAAAGCUUCUAUCAGAAGGGGAACCUAACCCAACAUGUACGUACUCACACAGGAGAGAAACCAUUUAGCUGUGGUAGCUGCGGAAAGAAAUUCAGUCGAAAAACACAUUUGAACAGGCAUAUACUGACUCACACAGGUAAAAAACAGCAUGGUUGUUCUGUGUGUGGUAGAAGAUUCACUGGGAAUGCUUACCUGCUGAAACAUGUGGAUAAAGUCCACAAAUAACAAAAACAGAACCAAAACAGAAUGGCGAAAGACAGUGAGGACACGGACAUCUUACGUCAGAAGAUGGGACUAAAAAUGCAGGAUGUGGACAAAACUCGUAGGAAUGCAACACCACACUGGAUCAUUCAUGCUGUUGGUUUCAAAUGAAUAGAUAUAGACUGUUUUAACAUUAGCCUAUUAACAAUUAGAUUGUUUUGGAAUGUCUGAGCCAUGGUGAAGAGAAAAUGAUCAGACUGAUGUUAAUACAGAAAACUUUUCAGAAAAUUCUAUCCUUGAAUUUGAGUGUUUCUCUAUCCAAUUUGAUGGUCUAUUCUGACCUAAUGCUGCUCAUCCAUGAUAUUGCAGCAACCUUAAAGUUAAAAUCCAUUGUGGUGAAACUUCCACGUACGUUUGUGAUAUAACAACAAAGAUGUUACUUCAAACAACA